GUCAUGAGCCCAACAUUCCAAGUUUGGGAGUUAGAGGCACGGACCAAUCAGCAGGCUCUGGUCCAGGUGACAUCACAGUGGCUGAAGAGCACCUGCGGCAGUUGGAGGGGCAGAGCAGAGGAAGGAGAGCGCAGAGCGGUCUUGCUCCCCUCUUGUCCCCUUUGGCUAUUGGUGUCAUUCUGUCAUCUGGAAGUCCCCCAGGAGCUUCUAGAGUCAGAAGAGGAACAGCUAAAGGAAUGGGUAGUUAAUCCCUUGAUGGAUCUUCCUGCCUGUGAACUCCACAGGCUUGGAGAGAUUGCAGAGCUGGUGAUGUCUGUUCGCCUCUCACCCACCCGUAAGGAAAAGCUAGCGCUGGCCUUGAAGGAUGAAGGCUAUAUUCCAAAGCUGCUCCAGCUUUUCCAGGUCUGUGAGAGUGCAAAGAACACCAAAGGCUUGCAUCUUCUCUUUGACAUUGUGAGAGGAAUUUUGUACCUGGACAAAACCAUUCUGUUUGAGGUGCUGUUUUCUGCUGAGUGUAUUCUCAGUGUUGUCGGAUGCCUUGAGUAUGAUCCUUGUUUGGCUCAGCCAGGAUGGCACAGGGACUUCUUGACCAAAAUGGCAAAGUUUCAGGAGGUUAUUCCUAUCAGAGACCCUGAACUCAGGAAAAAAAUCCACCAGAUGUCCAGGGCACAGUACAUUCAGGCCAUCAUCGCGCCUAAUCCAUCAGAUUUUGAAGAGGGCUUUCUUUCUACCCUCAAUUCCUUCAUCAGCUCCAGAAGAGAGGAGAUUCUACAUGGGUUGAAGGUAAGUGGUUUUUAAUGUGGCUUAGAUGGGAUCUGUAGAGAUCCCUCAGGCUGUGGUUUGGAAAUGGUUUGUAGCUGGUGAACACUGUAUCAAUUAAUUGCAGGCACUUUCAUUUGCACAAUAUUUUGAAUGCUUUCCCUUCUUUCUGGUCCCUUGGAUAUUUUCUUUUCCAAAUGAUAAAUUUCAGUUGAGUAUCUUAAUGCUUUUAAUGGGCUGUAACAAGAUCAAGUCCUUCUCUUUGAUUGCCAAGCAAAUCUUUGGAACUGGUUUUGUACAAGUAUUUAAGGAACACGCACCAAAGUUGGACUUUGUGCAGUGUGGGAUCCUUUUCACUGUGUAAUUUGUGUUCUUUUUGUGUGCUCCACAGAAAGAUGAGGAAUUUUUGCCUCAAGUUUUUGCGCAAUUAACAAAUGAAGCUACACCUGGUGAGCAACGAUGU
Messenger RNA from Poecile atricapillus (Black-capped chickadee), 1222 nucleotides. RefSeq names its product serine/threonine-protein phosphatase 4 regulatory subunit 3B-like. Gene Ontology annotation, molecular function: protein phosphatase activator activity. Gene Ontology annotation, biological process: DNA damage response; protein dephosphorylation. Gene Ontology annotation, cellular component: protein phosphatase 4 complex; nucleoplasm. The record is from RefSeq and is a predicted model, not a curated record. Lineage: Eukaryota; Metazoa; Chordata; Aves; Passeriformes; Paridae.